Molecule: messenger RNA, 2732 nt
Organism: Octopus bimaculoides (California two-spot octopus)
Lineage: Eukaryota; Metazoa; Mollusca; Cephalopoda; Octopoda; Octopodidae
Product: pyridine nucleotide-disulfide oxidoreductase domain-containing protein 2
Molecular function (GO): oxidoreductase activity
Source: RefSeq, a predicted model, not a curated record
UGAUCUUACAAAAAAGCUGAACAUCGUUUCGAAUAACUCGUGAUUUCUCUAAUUAUUCAGAUAAGAAUUAGGCCUUUGACAUAAAUUUAUUACCUGGCUGGUCUUUUAUCUGUUAGCACAACGACGAUUACUGUCUAACGACUUCUUAUCAGCAAAAAGUGUUGAAGCAAUGGUGUUUAACCCCAGGUUUUUGUCUUUUUCUUGGACCAGAAUUAAUUACCAAGUUUUCGCUCAGCACAAAUUCUUCAAAAACCCUACAAGAUAUUACUGUAAACCCAAAACACUUCAACUCAAAUAUGAUGCUGUUAUUAUUGGAGCAGGACACAAUGGAUUGAUUACUGCUGCCUACCUACAGAAAGCUGGCUUGAAGGUUUGUGUCUUGGAGAAACGUCAUGUAAUUGGUGGAGCAGCUGUAACAGAGGAAAUAAUACCAGGAUUCAAGUUUUCCAGAGCUUCAUAUCUGCUGAGUUUGUUACGGCCACAGAUUUACAAAGAUUUGGAACUGAAGAAAUAUGGGUUAAAGAUCUUUUUAAGAAAUCCAAGUUCUUACACACCAUUGUUGCAGCCAAAUAGUUCAAAUCCCAAAGCUAAAUCUCUCACACUAGGACGAGAUAGCCACCUUAAUAAACUGCAAAUUGCUCAGUUCUCUCAAUCUGAUGCUGAGAAAUUUGAAAGAUAUGAAGAGCAAUUACAAAGAAUUGUGGAUUCUCUGGAUCCUUUGUUAGAUAAUCCUGCUCUACAUUUACCAAGUUUCAAUGAAAGAGGGAUUAAGAAAUACAUAGAAUCAUGGUCAUCCUUGAAUUCUUUUGGAAAGUCUAUAAAACAACUGAGUCAUGAUAAAACAGCAUUUCUUGAGUUAAUGACAGCCCCUGCUUCCAAGGUUUUGAAUAAAUGGUUUGAAUCAGAACCACUGAAAGCCAGUUUGGCAACUGAUGCCGUGAUUGGAUCAAUGACCAGUCCUUAUCAUUCAGGUAGUGGAUAUGUAUUGCUGCAUCAUGUGAUGGGUCAGCUGGAAGGUGUGAAGGGUGCUUGGGGUUAUGUCCAAGGUGGUAUGGGUUCAGUCUCUCAGGCAAUUGCUAAUUGUGCCACAGACCAAGGUGUAGACAUUUUCACAAACAAGCCUGUCAGCAACAUUCUGAUAGAGAACAGCAGAGCUAGAGGUGUUGUUCUAGAAGAUGGUACUGAAGUAAUUGCUCAAGCAGUAUUGUCUAAUGCCACUCCUAAAGUUACAUUUUUGGAUCUUCUUCCAAAAGGAACCUUAUCCAGUGACCUUACCAAAGAAAUAGAAAUGAUAGAUUAUUCUUCACCAGUGACAAAGAUCAAUGUCGCUGUGAAAGAACUGCCCAACUUUACUGCUGAUCCAAACAUCAAGAAGAACACACCAAUGCCACAUCACCAGUGUACCAUCCAUUUAAACUGUGAACACACUGAUUUAAUUCAUCAAGCUUAUCUAGAUGCACAAAAUGGGUAUCCUUCACACAAGCCAGUCAUUGAAAUGGUGAUUCCAUCCAGUGUUGAUUCAACUAUUUCUCCCCCUGGCUCUCAUGUUGUCUUACUCUUUACCCAGUAUACACCAUACACUCUAAAGAAUGGACUCUUUUGGGAUGAAGAAGCCAGAAAGAACUAUGCAGACAUAGUGUUUAAUGAUAUUGAAAACUAUGCCCCUGGAUUUAAAUCAAGCAUCGUUGGAUAUGAGCUUUUGGCUCCACCAGACCUUGAAAGUACUUUUGGACUUACAGGAGGGAAUAUUUUCCAUGGUUCUAUGAGUCUUGACCAGCUAUAUUCUGGUAGGCCAACAACUUCCUUGUGUGGUAACAAAUCUCCUGUGUCUGGCCUCUAUCUUUGUGGCAGUGGUGCACACCCAGGUGGCGGUGUGAUGGGUGCAGCUGGGAAACUUGCAGCUGAAAAACUUCUGAAAGAUCUGAAGAAACUAAAGUGAAAACAAUUCUUUUCUAUUCAAGUGUGAGAUGAGGAAAAUUUUAGUCUUCUGUUAUAAUUCCUUUGACGCUUAGGAUGCAUAGAAGGAAUAUUAACUAACUACAGUAUUUAGCUGAUAUUCUCUUUCAUCAGCUCCAGAAUAAAAGCAAAGAUUGACCUCCAACUCAUAAAAGUCCACAAUUAAACCCUGUAAGGCAUUUUGUCUGCUGCUGUAAUGAUUUUGUCAACUGAAAAAUCAUAACUAAAAAAGAUGAUGAUAAAAUAAACUAAAGAAAAACUGAGGAAAAAAUAAUACAAAUUUAAGACCUAUAUGUAAUAUAGUGAUUUCUUUCAACUUGUCCCUAAGACACUACAGUUUCACGAGUGAAGAAAUAUAAUGUUCAGACAUUCAGGCUUUUCCCAAAGGCACUUGCAGUCUAUGUAAAUGAAUCUUUGUCAGUUUCAGCAAUGUAUAUUUCAGUUGUUUAAUCAACUGAGCUAUCUAUUGAAGUCUAAUGUAAGUAAUAUUCCACAGAUACAUGUAUUCAUAACAUAAUUCUCAAACAGAAUCAUCAUGACACAGUACGUGACAAUGAUGGCCCUUCGAAUCAUGAGUAAAAUCCAUUUGAUGGGUUUCUACAAUUUCUAGUUUUUCAAUUCUAUUCACAGCAUUGGGUCUACCAGGGAUUAUAGCAAAAGAUAUCCCACCUUGUUCAAGAUGUCAAUGGUUGUAAGAUUGAACCUGAGAUCUUACGAUUGAGACUGGAAUUUCUUAGCUUAUAUGAAAAAUAAAUGGCAUAAAACAAGAAUCAAAA